GCCAGCGGUGAAAUACAGGAAUGGCUCCAGUUUCUAGUCGUCCACCUGAACUGAGUCUGCACUGACUAAAUCAGUUUAGUAGUGGAACGAGUCAGCAGAUGACUUAGUCCUCUCCGGAAUAUCGCUGAACGGGGAAGGUCUCCUCUUCGUUAUGUCGGAGCCAUUCCUGUAUUUAGUCGCUAGUAAAUUAAACCAGCUACGUCAUUUUGUCUUUGCCGACAACUACACGAAGGGUCGCACGAAGAUGAAAUUCGAGGAUCGUGACACUCGGUCCCAGUCUCAGAAGGAGGAAGGGCCCUCGGGUCUGUCCCUUCAAGUGACUUCCGCAAAUUUCUAUAAUCUUCGCUGUAAAGAUUGCUUUCAGGAAUUUGUGAUCUCAAGUUAACGAAGAAGAAAGAAUGUCAUUAAUUGGCAAGGAUCAAUGUGACAACACUCCGGCUCCGACAUAUCUGUCGUUCUCCACUGCGUCUACAUCGAUAUUUAUCACCAUCGUUGCUUCCGUUGGAAACUCGUUGGUUGUCCUCGCUGUGUUGUUGAACCCAAACAAAGACCUGCGAUCGCCGUUCAUCUACUUUUUGGUGAAUCUUAGCGUAGCGGAUCUCGUCGUUGGACUCGUACUCGGCCCUUUGAGUACAAUGUAUCACAUCUUUGAAGGGCUUAGUAUGCUUAACCAAGGUUACAAAGACGCGGUACACAUUAUUUAUUUCACUUCAUGUACAGCGUCCCUUUUCAGCUUGAUAGCCCUGGCGCUAGAUCGCUAUCUCGCUAUUACGUACCCUCUGCAGUACAGAGCCAAACUUAGCCCCAUCAGAGCUUUGUUGAUAUCCGUUGUGGUAUGGAUUAUCUCCGCUUUGCUCCCAAUGGUCUACUUCGCUAUCGGCUACAACAAACUUCGCUUUGUAUUUGCCAACACUGCUAUAGCUAUCACCUUUGCAGUCCUGAUUUUCACCACUGUCAAGAUUUUCAAAUAUUUGCGAUGCCAAGUACAGCAAUGGGACAGUUUGCAUGACAGCUCAGAUGAGAAUUUAGCCUUGAAACGAGCGAUGAAGUGGGAAACUAAAAUAACCAAGACACUGGUUAUCGUACUAAUACUAUUUUUAGCCUUUUACCUGCCUUCAUGUAUUUGUAUCUAUAUCAUUAACUUUUGUACCAGUUGCGAUUGUGUGUUUAUUCAUUGGGUUAGAGAUAUCCAGUUUGUUCUUGUGAUGGCCAAUUCAGGAGUAAAUCCUUUCGUGUACGCGUGGAGAUUGGAAAAUUUCCGCAAAGCUUUCAAGAACAUCUCAACCUGCCAUGCGUGUUUAAGGCGACUGAGGUCAGUCUCGCGUUUAAAUUUACAAUUGUCGUCUGUAAGCACAGACGUCUCCUCUUACAAUCCCACAGGACAAGCUGGCAAUCCAGAAGAAAUAAACCAGGCUAAUGAAAACUGUAUAAUUUCAAAAUGUAAUACACAACCACAGGGUGUGUAAGACGUUGAGUCUUGGUGUAACUUGAUUUAUGUCUUAUGAAGAUAUCUUAAUAAACAUGCACAAAGUUAUGAUUUA
Molecule: messenger RNA, 1541 nt
Organism: Stylophora pistillata
Lineage: Eukaryota; Metazoa; Cnidaria; Anthozoa; Scleractinia; Pocilloporidae
Product: adenosine receptor A1
Biological process (GO): G protein-coupled receptor signaling pathway
Cellular component (GO): plasma membrane
Molecular function (GO): melanocortin receptor activity
Source: RefSeq, a predicted model, not a curated record